This is a messenger RNA of Rubroshorea leprosula, 982 nucleotides long. NCBI's taxonomy places the organism in Eukaryota, Viridiplantae, Streptophyta, Magnoliopsida, Malvales, Dipterocarpaceae. The record is from the annotation of a GenBank genome assembly.
CAUUUAAAGAAGAGUUGAGCAGCAUCAAGGUUCUAUGCAACAAAAUGGCCCGUGAAGCAGCAGCAGCAGCCAUGAAAGGCAAAAAACUGCACAGAGGGCCUUGGCAGGAGGAUGAAGAUGAACUGUUAAACACCUUUGUAAGCCUGUUAGGAAGCCAGAGAUGGGAUUUCAUAGCAAGAGUCUCAGGUUUGAAGAGAAGUGGAAAGAGUUGCAGAUUGAGGUGGCUGAACUAUUUGCGUCCAAAUAUCAAGCAUGGCCAUAUUAGUGCUGAAGAAGAACAGAUCAUCCUUCAGCUCCACAAGCGCUGGGGUAACAAGUGGGCAAGGAUUGCAGAAAGAUUGCCUGGAAGAACAGAUAAUGAUAUAAAGAACUACUGGAGAACAUAUUUAAGGAGGAAAGUACAGGUUCAGAAGAAAGGUGAUCAACAUGAAUUCCUGUUUGAGAAGGGUGGAAAUGCUGCUCCACAAUGCAGCAAUGAAGGUGGCAACCAUAAGUCUUUUGUAGAUGUAUUGGAAACUGAAAACAUUUCAUCUGAUGCUGCUGGAACAUCAGAUUUUGGGCUUACAAAUUCGCCUUAUGAAACCCGAAUAUCAGACUGGAUAUCUGAGUUUUCAGGUGAAGAAGGUGAGAUAAAAUAUCAUCAUGAGUACUGGAGUUGCUUGGAAUCAUGCUGUCAUUAUUCAGAUUGGAUUUCUGAGGAUAGUGACAUAUGGGAAACAUGCUCGGAUUCCCUCUGGAAUAUGGACUAAUGCUGUGAUCCCUUGUUGUUGAAUUUGGGAAACGUGAAUAUGUUAAGAACCUUUAAAAUUAUAAAAGGAAAUAUUUUGCUUCCUGUAAAUGUUUCUUAGCAAAAUACCUCAGAGUUAGAAGUCUCAUGGAAUGUUUAAACCUUUAAUUGGUAAGGCCGUAAGGGAAGGGUUUGUGUAAUGAGAUGAUCAAACUACAUCUACAUGUAACCUUUAAAUAAAAUUUUUAAAAAAAU